Pyricularia oryzae 70-15 is the source of this 2044-nucleotide messenger RNA. RefSeq lists its product as uncharacterized. The coding region runs from base 390 to 1931 and encodes 513 amino acids. NCBI's taxonomy places the organism in Eukaryota, Fungi, Ascomycota, Sordariomycetes, Magnaporthales, Pyriculariaceae. The record is from RefSeq and is a predicted model, not a curated record. The transcript is spliced from 3 exons.
UUUGUCUCUGCUCCAUGCAGUCGCACUCAAACUGUCACCACAAGUACCAGUUGCUGACGCAGCACAGACUACGCCGCCAGUUGGUUGUUGACCUCUCAGCAGCCUUUUCUGGAGACGGGCCAUUGGAGGUUUCAGCUUGGGAGUCCCUUCUCCUCAUUGGAUUGACGGAGCCAAUCGGCGGUGGCGGCCAGUUGUCUGUCGCGUCCAACGGGGCGCCCUUCCGCCAUUCAACUGUCGGUCGCGUCGACGGUUGUUUGGAUGGCCUAUGUGCCACAACUGCGCAUUGUGAAUAUCACGGUUGCAUCAAGGGCAUGGCAUGAACCGCUUGAAGAAUCGGUCGAUCUUCAGUCAUAGGCCCAAACUGACCCGCCAAUGGCCUAGAUGCCACCAUGAGAAAGACAAUGAGAGCAAUCAUGGGGGCGCGGGCCACGGCUCCUGUGUUGCCGUCCUCGGAGAACACAGCGGUUAGCGACAUGGCACGGGGAUUUAGCAGCUUGGCUCCGGCAGCAGCAACACCAACAAGGCCGCAGCUGUCGACGCAAUCGUCCAGUGCUGAUGCAAGCAAACAGACGGAUCCGGGGAUGGACCCCCGCUCACGGCUGCCUCGCGAAGAAUUGGAGGCUCUUGAUAAGCCGGUUAUCAACGGAUGGUACAUAGCAAAGGUUGUUUUGAGGGUGUCGACCACGGGUUUUGCUGUGACCAUGGUGCCGGUACAAAUUAACCGGCAACCCUGGAUGUCUAUUUCCUAUCCGGAUAUAUGGUCAUUUAUUAACGACGUCCUCCAAUACGUGCUUGCCGCUGUGAUCAUGAGUUGGAACAGUGCCGAGUUUAUCACCAUGUGUUUCCGCAAAGGCCGCGGAAUCUCCGCCAAGGCCCAUAUAUUCCUCGACGCGUUCAUAUUUCUCCUUGCCUUGGCUGCUGUUGGGUACCAAAUAUUUAUUUUAUUUCUUCACAAUUACGCAGACCUGGCGUAUUAUCAGGCGGCGAUACCCCUAACUGCAUUGUCAAGUCUUUUCCACUUUAUACUUUCCAUACGCGGUUGUAUCGAUAAUGCCUUUAUGGGUUCAACACCUCGUAUAAUGUACCUGAUUACUGGAGAGCCCGUCGUUGUUCUGCCAGGACGGCGCGCCCCACGACCAACGCAUGAGGCCGAUACUCGUGAUGUCGAGAUGAACGUCCGAAGCAGUGCUGCCUUCCAGAGCACGACACAAACGGCAAUGACGCCACUCAGCCCCGACGUUGAGUCAGCACAGAGAGCAAUAUCGCCUACAUUGCCUCCAAACACAGCUAACUCUCCGAGUACAAGUCAUCCUGUGCUGCCAACGUUGAACACAGAAAUGGACCGCGGUGAUGCACCACCCUGGACUCCAAGCCCACACGUUGCCACGGCCGAUGCGCCAUCCCCAGAAACAAUGGCGGUCGCAACGGCCUUGGCGGCAGAUGGGUUUCGAGAUCAUGCUUCACCUGUCACCGUAGGAAUGCCGGCGGGUCGAAACAUGUCACCAGUGUCAUCGCCGUCGACUUCUCCUGCAGCAGCGACGCCAGGUAGACGUCAAAGACACAAAAUCAGCACCGAUGGGAGCCGGCCAAGGAGGAAGCCAGUUCCACGACGGAAAGGAACUCACUAUGCCGAUCCAUGGGGAGCCCCUGGGCCCGAUUACGAGCCAGACGAGGCCGAGAAGCUGCGUGCCGAGAGAGGCGAAAGACAGGCGCAGUGGAUGUCGCUAGAGGGCAUGGGCAUGGGAAGCGGCGUGUCUGCAGCGAGGCAGAGGCUGGGUAGUGUUGAAGAGCCCAAAUCACAUGAGCGUGCCGGCAGUGACGCGGACCGGACAAAGUUGCCGCCAGUACCAAGCCAACGUGACAGUUUACAAGCUGCCGAUGCUGUCGCUCCUGUCGUAGAUGGAAGCAGCUUUAGACAGACAACCUCCUAAUGAUAACUUGUAUAUGAUGCAUGAUAACGCUUCGGAUGGCAGGGGGCCGCAUUCCGUGUCAGUCGGAUGAGUAUCAAGAUCGAAAUGGUGAAAAUUUCCUGUUUGAUAGUCCA